Cannabis sativa is the source of this 1311-nucleotide messenger RNA. RefSeq lists its product as uncharacterized. The record is from RefSeq and is a predicted model, not a curated record. The transcript has a single exon. NCBI's taxonomy places the organism in Eukaryota, Viridiplantae, Streptophyta, Magnoliopsida, Rosales, Cannabaceae. Bases 1 to 1311 code for a protein of 436 amino acids.
AUGUUCAAUGAGCUAAAUCCGGGUAUUGUGAGACCCGAAAUCCAAGCACCUCACUUUGAGCUCAAGCCCGUCAUGUUUCAAAUGCUCCAAAUGGUUGGUCAAUUUGGUGGGUCGCCAACGAAAGAUCCUCACCUCCAUAUUCGCUCAUUUUUGGAGGUGAGUGACUCUUUCAAGCUACAAGGAGUAAGUGAAGAGGCUUUAAGAUUGAAGUUGUUCCCAUUUUCCUUGAGGGAUCGGGCUAGAGCAUGGCUUAACACUCUUCCUCCCGAUUCGGUGACUAAUUGGAAUGACUUGGCUGAAAAAUUCUUGAGAAAGUACUUUCCUCCAACAAGAAAUGCAAAGUUUCGAAGUGAGAUCAUGUCCUUUCAACAAUCGGAAGAUGAGACUACUAGUAUUCCUCAUUGUAUCCAACUUGAGACAUUUUACAAUGGUCUCAAUGCGGCUUCUAGGAUGGUGUUGGACGCUUCGGCUAAUGGAGCCAUUCUUUCCAAGUCUUACAAUGAAGCUUUUGAGAUUUUGGAAAGGAUAGCUAGCAACAACUAUCAAUGGUCAACUAAUAGAGCUCCUACAAGUCGAAAAGUAGCGGGUGUUCUUGAAGUAGAUGCUUUGACCGCUCUCACCGCUCAAAUGGCCUCAAUGACCAACAUUUUGAAGAAUAUGAAUAUGGGAGGAAGUGUACAACCAGCCGCUGCCAUUCAAAGGGCAGAAAUCUCUUGUGUGUAUUGUGGUGAUGGGCAUACUUUUGAAAAUUGCCCUUCAAAUCCAGCUUCGGUUUGCUAUGUGGGUAAUCAAAACUUCAACCGCAACAACAAUCCAUACUCAAACUCCUACAAUCCGGCAUGGAAGCAUCAUCCAAACUUUUCAUGGCGAGGUCAAGGGGCAAGUUCAAAUGGAGCAGAACAAGCACAAGGAAAGCAAUCAUUUCCACCGGGUUUUUCUCAACAACCAAGACCUCAACAACCACACCAACCUCAAGGCUCUCAAACUAGUUCUUUGGAGAGCUUAAUGAGAGACUAUAUGGCCAAGAAUGACGUUGUAAUUCAAAGCCAAGCAGCAUCUCUUCGGAAUCUAGAAAUUCAAUUGGGGCAAUGGGCCAAUGAUUUGAAGAAUAGACCACAAGGCACUUUGCCUAGUGACACCGAAAACCCAAGAAGAGAUGGCAAAGAACAUUGCAAAGCGGUAACCUUGAGAAGUGGAAAAAUAAUUGAGUCAAAUGUGGCUGCAAGAGGCAGUAAAGAGUCCUCUUCAAUCCAAAAAGAGGGGGAAAAGAAGAAAAAACCAGCAAUUUCAGUUGUUGAAAUUCCCCAGUAG